Molecule: messenger RNA, 3613 nt
Organism: Rana temporaria (common frog)
Lineage: Eukaryota; Metazoa; Chordata; Amphibia; Anura; Ranidae
Product: two pore calcium channel protein 1-like
Exons: 19
Coding region: 342-2630 (762 amino acids)
Biological process (GO): monoatomic ion transport; transmembrane transport
Cellular component (GO): membrane
Molecular function (GO): monoatomic ion channel activity
Source: RefSeq, a predicted model, not a curated record
CCCCGGAGCACUGGGAAAGUUUCUGCUUACUAAUGGGAUUCCAGACCAACAAUCCAUGGAGAAGGGAAUGCUAUGAGACGGACAUGACCCCCCCAUCCAUGUAGUAGGAAGGUGGACCCCGAUCAUCCUGCUGAGCUGUUUCCGUUCAGUCACAUGACCGGCCUGAGCUCGGGGUGAGCACAGCGCUGUGUGUGAAGGAGAUCCGCUCCCUAAUGGUGGACUGAAUACCGGGGACACCGAAUACCGGGGACACCACACCGGGGACACCGAAUACCGGGGACACCACACCGGGGACACCGAAUACCGGGGACACCACACCGGGGACAGCGCUCUCAUUCAUCAUGUCUGAAGGAGGAGUGAAAGCCGGGAAGAGCAGAGCGGAGGAGGUGGAGGAGGAGAAUCUUCUCCUGGCUGCCGCAUAUGUUUAUGAUGCUCAGUACAACAGAAACAUUCCUUUUGAAACAUCACCUCAGUCAAUAAGACUUUACUAUUUCUAUAACCACUGGGCUAUGCAGCUGGCAACCUAUGUCUGUAUAACCGUUGACUUGGCUCUGGCAGUCUUUGAAGAACCUGCUGUAUAUCCACUUCCAUUCCUGGCUACUUCCAUUGUCGAAGUUUUCUGCCUAAUGGCUUUCUUUGCACGCCUUGUACAUUUUAGUAAAGUCACUCCUCGCAAUGUGUUCUGGAAAGACACCAAGAAUAUCUGUGUAAUUGUCACAAUACUGCUUAAUUUAAUCGAUCUUAUUAUCUAUGGAUGUUUGAGUAUAGCUCACAUUCACAGCAUUCGAUGGUCAAGAGUGCUACGUCCCAUUUACUUGGUUAACUUUGCUGAAAGUCGGCAGAUUCGUCGAGCAUUCCGCAGCAUUAGAAACACUUUACCUGAGAUCCUCUAUGUCUUCCUUCUCUUUAUGUUCAGUGUCCUCAUUUUUUCUCUCAUGGCUUUGAAACUUUUUGCAAACAGAAAACUCAAGACAGCUGAUGGAGAAGCUUACUUUGAAAACUACCUCGAAGCUGUAUUUAGUCUUUAUGUGCUGGUAACUACUGCUAAUAGCCCUGAUGUCAUGAUGCCAGCUUAUGACUACAACUGGUGGUAUUCCAUUUUCUUCAUUGCCUACAUCAUUUUGAACACUUACAUCUUCAUGUCAGUCUUCUUGGCUGUUGUGUACAACAAUUACAGGAAGCACUUAAAGAAUGAAAUCCGUAAGCUAGCUUACAUGAAGCGUCGUAAGAUGGCCGAGGCAUUUAAUGCACUCAAAGUGAAAGAAGAUUCAGAUUUUGUUAUAACCGAGGCCACAUGGAACAAACUGGUGAAGUUGGUGGCACCAGAUAUCAGUAACUCUCACAGAGAACUGCUGCUAAGAGUGUCUAAAGAAGAAAACCAAAGAUGUGUGGGGAAGAAAGCCUUUAUCCGUUUAGCUGACUUGUUAAACAUUAAAGUUAUCACUGUGAAGGCUCGAAAACAUCCAAUUGAAUGCUGGCUGCCUCAUUUGUACAGAAGUGCAGCAAGUCGCUUUAUACGCUGGGUCGUCCAUCAUAAGGGGUUUGUUUAUGCUUUUGAUGUGAUCAUUCUAAUCAAUGCCAUUUUUAUUGCCCUGGAUGACCGAAACCCACUAAUAUCCCAUGCAGAGUGGGGGUUCCUCUCUCUCUACGUUAUAGAAAUUCUCCUGAAACUCUACACAUAUGAUCCUAGGACUUUCUUUGGCAAGAAUCAGUUUUGGAACUGGUUUGACACCUUUAUCAUCAUUGCUGCCCUUAUUGCCACCAUAGUCAACUCGGGACUGAAAUCAGGGAGUCCGUACAACAGCCAGCAGAUCCUAGACAUUGUCUUCAUUCUCCGGGUUCUCCGACUCAUCAGGAUCAUUGACAGUAUUCAAAGGUUUCGAGUCAUCAUGAAUACACUGAUCAACAUCCUACCCUCCAUGCUGACAUUUUGCGGUAUUAUUUUCGUUAUAUAUUAUGUGUUUGCCAUUAUUGGAAUGGAAGUCUUCAAGGACAAAAUUCGUUUCUUUCCUGAAAAUUCCACAGACCCUUCUGCACUGGAGUGUGGAGCCAUCGUCUUGAGGGACUCUGCAUUUGCUAAAAGCAAGUACUGCAAAAAUAACUUCAAUAACAUAGGAUACGCGUUCAUUGUAUUAGUGGAGCUGACGGUCGUCAACCAGUGGCAUAUUAUCGCCACUGGGUUUUCUCUGGUAACCCACCCAGCAGCUAAAAUGUAUUUUAUUCUAUUCCAUGUGGUGGUUGUCAUCAUGAUAAUCAACAUAUUCGUGGCAUUUAUUUUGGAAGCUUUUUUUGUGGAGUAUUCGUUGGAAAGGAGUGAAGUUGAAACUACUAUUGAGACCAAGAUUCAGGAGCUGGGUAUGGCUGUGAAAGAGGAAGAUCAUCUUUCUGGAAACUUAACAGACAACAUGGAAGACUGUGAAAAUGAUACUGGAGCAUUCGGAGAGAGAGAGCAAAAAGGACUGAUGUUUCGAAUAGCUUCAAAACGGUACAGAACAGUGGAUGCCCUGUUGCUGCGAAUGUUUGAAGCUGAAAUACCUCCAGAAGAUGAAGGUCCCCCAAUGGAGGAUAUUUUAAAUCUGUCUCCUAGCGAUUACUACAUUGAAAAUCCAACAUUUAAUUCUGCAUCCUAGUGUUACCAUAUCAUCUCUGAAAUUUUGACUUGAAUCAAGUGGACCAAAGGUUUAUGUGGGUAAAUAUAGACACCACAAUGCUUAUCUGAUAGAAAUAUUUAUUUUUACAGAGAAACAUUUUUAUUAUAACUAUAGUAAGAAAAUCAUGUAUGGAAAACGCCAAAGUAAAAGCUACCUGUUUCCAAUUUUAUAAAAAUAUAAAUGGUCUUUUUGUACAAAGCAUAGAAUCAUUGUAAAAUCAUUGUGAAUCAUUGUAAAACAGUCAAGGGCUUUCCUUAUAAAUAUGUAUUCACACUGCACUUCUGUCUGCCUUGUGCAGGCACUAAAGCUAGCUACAGAAAAAUAUUUUUGUAGAAAUCAAAUAACUAUUCCAUAUCUGUGUUCUGAUUUAACACUGGUUCUGCUCACAAAAUGCACUGUGGACAGUAUAUUUACACGUACUUUGCAAUCUAUGUAAUUAUUGCCGUUCCAUAUUGGAGAUACCCCCAGCACAAGGAUUUGGUAAUUUGUCGCUAAACCUUUUGUAAACACUUUUUUCCACUGGCACAGCCUUGAAUGCACCAAUUCACUAAAAAUAAGAGAUUACUUUUUUUUUUUUAUUUUUUUUAUGGAUAUGUUUAUAUGUUGUCUAAUGUAUGUGACUUUGACUGUUAUCACACAAAUUCACUUGUCUGCACUGAGAACAAUCUGCAAAAAAAUGUGUAUUCUUAAUUUACAAUCUUUCAUAUACGGUAGAGGAUACAAUAAUGACCAACAUUGUUUGUGACUAGACCGGUGUUGGUUUAGAUCCUAUUACUUCCAUAAAAGAAUUAGCUUGUUUUAGGAUCUUCAAGGAUACAGUCCAGAGGAAAGGAAGAUGGAGGUGUUAUCCACAGCAUCCAGCCACACUCUACUUUUUUUUUUUUUUUUGCAUUUUUUAUGAAAUCUUUCACCACCAACAGCAGAUCUUACCGUCCAUAGGAAAAAAAAAACAACGGAAGCAA